This is a messenger RNA of Fonsecaea erecta, 1320 nucleotides long. RefSeq lists its product as hypothetical. The transcript is spliced from 4 exons. Lineage: Eukaryota; Fungi; Ascomycota; Eurotiomycetes; Chaetothyriales; Herpotrichiellaceae. The record is from RefSeq and is a predicted model, not a curated record. The coding region runs from base 1 to 1320 and encodes 439 amino acids. Gene Ontology annotation, cellular component: nucleus. Gene Ontology annotation, biological process: regulation of transcription by RNA polymerase II.
AUGAAGAUCAAGUGCACCUACGAAGAAUGCCCCAAGCGCUUCGACACUCACCAGGCCAUGAUUCGCCACAAGGAAAGGGAUCCUAACCACUCGUACUGCAAGCGGUGCGACAUCGACUGUCAGGACGACAUGUUCCUCUUCAUUCAUCAGCUUGGAAGCCCGGCCCACAUUUGCUGCCCAAUCUGCGGAUGCGAGUUCAAGAGUUCGGCUGCCAGGGACAAUCAUAUGGAAAUUCAACAUCAUUCCACCCAGAACAUAGAGUGUGCUGGUUGCGGCCAGAAAUGCGGAUCAGCUUCGGAACUAAUGCAACACAUCGAGAGAGAUGAAUGCGAAGUCAUCAAACUUCAGGAUUUCCAGAUGCAGCGAGCCGAACGCCAGAUCCAGAAAGAUGCGUGGGACACCGAGACAGAUCCGUUCGCCAUCAAUUCGCGAACCCGUGAGCAGACGAGUGCAGCCAUCAACGACAACGCUCAGCUUGAUCGCCUGGAUCUGGCGACCUAUGACUCCGGACGAUCACUCAGCAACGCUCUCGGCGGCCCGAUACACGUCGCAUCACACGAGCAAUUCCCAUCACUUGGACAGUCUCAGGUCUCGAAGGCGGUCAAUGCCAGUGCGGCUCUGGAGGGGUACAGCCUUAGGGUCAAGCCCGCAAGUAACCUCAUCGACCUCGACGACCCUCCUAUGAAAGGCAUGUCGAAAUUGCACCUCUCUCAACCGGACCGGGGACUGCAACAAAAAUUCGGUACACAACGCGAGGAAACUACUUCCGGGAUGGUCAAAGGAUGGCUUGAUUCACUCACUACCCAGGCUGAACCGCCGUCCGAUGACUCGAUUGAAGUUGCCUCCAUGUACGACAGAAAGGUGUCGUCUGACAACACUGGACAAAUCCCACCGACUUCACUGGCAAAGCCGAACCCAGAUGCUCCUCACGAGCAUAUCGUCCAUAUGCCUGCUGCCUCAAUGGUGUCCACCGGCAGUCCACUGGAUAUUGAAAAGUAUUGGGACGCCAAUCGCCAAGUGUAUUCGUGUCCCACCAUCAGAUGUAAACGGCAGUUCAGGACCCUGGCUGACUUCAAAGCGCACCUCUUGACCUCGGCACACGUUGGUAGUCAAGUCACUUGUCCCUCGUGCUUGAAGAAGUUUGCAUCCACAUCAGCCUGGGUGGCCCAUACCUCUUCUGCCAGCAAGCGCUGCGACAUCCGCCACAGUGCCAACUUCAAUCAAAUCAUGCGAGAAUUUACCGGUGGACUCUUGGGCACACAAGGGUACAACGACAAUGGCACGGUCAGGUUUGUGGCACCAAAGAUUGAAGAUUGGUAG